Soboliphyme baturini is the source of this 252-nucleotide messenger RNA. The record is from the annotation of a GenBank genome assembly. NCBI's taxonomy places the organism in Eukaryota, Metazoa, Nematoda, Enoplea, Dioctophymatida, Soboliphymatidae.
GACUGUUUUCAGGCUACAGGUCGUAACGACGCUGUUUUGAAGGCAGAAAUAAGCAUGGAAAUUUGCAGACCUCAUUCUUCUAAUCCGAAUAUUCGUUUGAUAUUGCGAAAGCCACAGUGUUCACAACAUGUACGAUGGGCUCCUGGAACUGUGGAUAACGAAAAUCUGGGUCGUAAGAAGUCAAAAUGUAACGUUCAGCCGGCAUGUCCUGAAAUCGUUAACAACGAUGAAGAUGAUGAGAAGUGUCGAUGA